AUUGCGUGAUUAGGCAUGUAAACAACAUGGAGGAAGAAGUACCGAGUGGAAGCGAUAAUAUCGUUGCAGAAUUUGCAACAUACGAGGAGUUUCUUGACUCUCACAUCAAACCAAUUGAUUUGUUCUAUUUAGAGGAUCAAGAGCUUGCCAGACAGGUGAUUGAGCUAGGAUAUAAAGGCAGUGGAGGAGAGGUACUAAGAAGGGAAGAAUUUGAAGCAAGGAAACAGGCAGCUGAAGCCAGCAGACUCUCAAAGAGAAGUCAACAAAAAACUUUGGCAAGUUCUGGGAAGGAUAUCAAGGACCCAUUUCUUAAGGCUUUGGCAGAAAAGGAGGAGGCUAACAGAAGUGGGAAAAUGACAAGUGUAAUAUUCAUUAGGGACUUCAAUGCAAGAGGCCAAGAAAUCUCUGGCUACAUAGAUUAUGCACACAGACUAAAGACAGAGGACUUUGAGCCAUACUUUGCAGAGAAAAAGAAACUUUUACCAAGGCCAUCAGAUUUAAGCUUUUAUAAUUGGGAAACUCAGACUUCCACAUCAAACCCAUCUCCAAACUAUCUUGUGAUGGCACAGAAUGCUACAGGAUUGAUAUUCAAAAACAAAAGGGAUCGCAAACAGCUCAUUGUAGACCCCAAGGCUCCAAACCCGGGAGACAAUUCAUACCGUUAUGUGAUAGAAACCCCAAAAUAUGUCCAAGUUGUUAUAUAUGAUCAUAUCACCAGAAGAAAAACAUAAACUGCUGAUUUUUUUGUGUCUUUAUUAAUGUAUCAUGUUUAGACUACUUUUGUUCUGUACAUUUGUAAAUAAAAUACUGUA
Molecule: messenger RNA, 812 nt
Organism: Saccostrea cuccullata (small rock oyster)
Lineage: Eukaryota; Metazoa; Mollusca; Bivalvia; Ostreida; Ostreidae
Product: cilia- and flagella-associated protein 299-like
Exons: 6
Coding region: 27-731 (234 amino acids)
Source: RefSeq, a predicted model, not a curated record